This is a messenger RNA of Lytechinus variegatus (green sea urchin), 2610 nucleotides long. Its product is annotated as tripartite motif-containing protein 55-like. Gene Ontology annotation, biological process: positive regulation of DNA-templated transcription. The record is from RefSeq and is a predicted model, not a curated record. The transcript has 2 exons. The coding region runs from base 85 to 1725 and encodes 546 amino acids. Gene Ontology annotation, cellular component: chromatin; nucleoplasm. Lineage: Eukaryota; Metazoa; Echinodermata; Echinoidea; Temnopleuroida; Toxopneustidae. Gene Ontology annotation, molecular function: zinc ion binding; ubiquitin-protein transferase activity.
GUGCAAUCUAAAUCGAUUUGAUGACAGGCUUGACUUUGAUGCGAAUGUAUCUAUCUGUUGUGGGUUUGAAUUUGAAUUCCAACCAUGGCUGAGAGUUUUAAGGAUAACGUGGCUCAGAGUACGAGAUGUCCUUCAUGUCGAACUCCCUACACUGACCCAAAGGUCCUGUCUUGUUCUCACAUCUACUGUAAUGCCUGCAUAGACAAACUCAUUGAAGACCGUGAUAGUAACCUGAGCAUCCGGUGCAUUGUUUGCCAAGGUGAAACCCUGAUCUCAGACAUACAAGAUGCCAGUAAACUACCGUCAGCUCUAGCGUUUAAAAAUGUUAGGUACCAGAUGUGCAAGAAACACCCAGGAGAAGACGAGGAGUGCUUCUGCUUGAACUGUAGGAAAUUCGUUUGCUACAAGUGUGUCGUUGAAUAUCACAAAGGGGAAAGUCAUGAAAUAAUUGGAUCAGCUGACUAUGAAAGCAACUACAUCGAGAGUAUCAAAGUCUUGAGAUCGGAAGUAGACUGCAAAAAUUCUCGCUUUCAGAAGUACGUCGAUUACAUUGAUGAAGAGAAGAGACGUGUAAGGAAUGCUCACAAGCGAUGUGAAGGUAAAAUAAGCGAAGCAUAUGAUGACUUGGCCAAACAGUUGGCAGAUAGGAAAAAGGAGCUCAUUAAGGAAGCCAGGGGUAGGACUGAAGGAGUAGAGAAAGAACUUGAGGCAAUGAAGAAAUCGGCACUGCAGUAUAUCAGUCAGUUGAAAACCGAUGCUGAUAUGGUAACCAAUAGGUCAGAGGUACCAUGCGAUAUAGAUAGUUUGGCCGUACAUGAAACUCUGUGUGAAGUCUUACAGGAGACAUUAAAUCAAGAAGAUCCUGACUAUGAACAGUCAAGGAAAUCAAGUAAGAAUGGGAAGAGAAUCAAUUUCAUGAGAGGCAUUGAAAAGCUGGACAAGCUAGUAAUUGGUAAAGUUGGUAAUUCAGGUGGACUUUGGUGUGACUUACUUACAAAAGAUAGCAUGAAUACCAUGGUUAGUGCACCAGAUGGUAUGAUGGCAGUGGGAUGUUUAACAGGUGGUAUACAGAUCUUUUCUGCUGAUGGUGACCACCAGGAGUCAGUUCUCAAAGAUGUUACGAUUGGUGGAUUAGAAUACCUAUCUGAUGACAGAUGUGUUGUACUUGAUGAUUCAAACACCAUCACAUUGUACACACCAGAGUACACGAAGAUGAAUGUAACAUUCAAUACUCUUGGUGCUGAUGAAGGUGGCAUUGGAGACCUCACUGUUGACGGUGAUGAUCGGAUCUAUGUAAGCUACAUGAAAGCCAAGAAGAUCCAGGUAUUCUCAUCAGAAGGGACUGUAGAAGCAGAGAUACCGUGUCGUGGAUAUGAACCUCAUCAAAUAAGAAUAUACAACGAUUCACUGAUUGUUUCAUCAAAGUCCCUUAAUAACAGAGUGCGAUUAAUUGAUAAGCAAGGUGUUGUGAAACAUACAUACAAAACAUAUCAUGAAGGACUUUACCCUGCUGUAUCUCAGCGGAAUACUAUCCUGAUCGCCAAAGUGAAUCAGGAGAUGUGUAUGGUAAGCAUUGGUGAGUACACCAUCGAGCUGAAGCGUAUUUGGUCCCUCGUUGAAAAUUUCAAGAUCGAGAAGCCUGAGAGGCAGUGGUAUUGUCUUCAGCAAUAUCGAUCAGGGGAGCUCGCUUUCUGCACCACUGAUAGAUUAUAUAUAUUCUACUAAAAAUGCUGGAUCAUGCAUAGGUUCUUUCGUGCAUUGUACAAUAUUCCAUCCAUUCCCUUCCCCUCUUAUGAGGAGGAUCAUACAACGGGAUUAACUUUUUUCUGGCAGAAAAGGUAAUUAGUUAUUUUCGUUUUAAAUGCGUCUCGUUAUUUCCAAAAAUACAAACAAAUAAACAUCAGCGCCAAUAUGGUAUCUUGCGAUAUAGAUUUGGUCGGUCUGUUUACCUAAGCUUUUGGUGGGUUAAACUGAAGUCAGUUUAAGUUGAGUUGAAAGGACAAACACGAUAUCAAUUCUACAUAGUUAGUCAUGUUCACAAAGUGUAUCAAUGUACAUAUAUUGAUGUUCAUAAUCUUCUAUGGUUAUUUGAUUAUAUGGAAAUAAAGGAAACACAAGCGCUAAAGGUGGCGGUGUGAAAUUAAUCGAUCACUUACUCCUUUGAAGUAUGUUUUUGCAUAUCAAGAAGAGAAAGGUAUGUCAUCUCUAUUUUGGAUCUGCAGAAAGAAACAGAGAGAAAAAUACACACCCCCGAACGAGAAUAUAAAACAUAAACUGACAAUCAGCAUGAAAAUAUCAUAAAUGUAAAGAUGUUAUUAUAUCUUUUAAAGAUUAUCAUUUAAAAACUCUUAUUUUUUCUCUCUAUUUGUUGGAAUUUACAAACUAGGGGGGCUUUGCCCGGGGUUGCACCUCGCUCUUUUUGUAUAUAGUAAAGGGUUAUAUGUCAGGAGUUUUUACCGCCACAUUUACUGCUACAAUAAGUGAACUGAGUGAUAUCUGCCUUUCCUUUUUAUUCAUUCGUAUUCUGUGCAUUUGCUCUUAUUUGAAUCAUUCCAAUCUGACUUGUAAAUAUGUAAUUAGGUUGAUCUAUGUCUCAAUAAAGCUAACUAA